AGAAGCUCUCAUGGGUUCGCUUUGAAUUGCUCAACGGAACUUAGACGUAGGAGAAAAACAUCGACAAGAUGGCACAAGAAUUAGUCACUCUUUUUUGUUUGGUGUGCUACAGUUAUGAGAAUUUGAGAAACGGGCUAGAUAAACCGCAUACAGUGUUGAAGAGAUUUCAUAGCCUAGCAAUGAAAGCCACUUUCGUUCUGCUUUUAUUUGUCAUAGCUACGCUACAUUUCAUUCAAGCAAAGGUGAUUGCCCCUGUUAAACUAACCAUUCCACUAAGGCCUAAAUGCACGAUCAAUCGUCAUGGAAUAAAAUUUUCUGAAGAAAUGACGAGACCGCUUGCGAGCAAUCUUUUAUUGUGCGAUUGCCAUCGUAUCGAUGUUUUCUUUGGUGUUUCAUGUAUUUUUUGGGGAACUUUGUCUAUGAGUGAAACAUAA
Messenger RNA from Cylicocyclus nassatus, 434 nucleotides. Lineage: Eukaryota; Metazoa; Nematoda; Chromadorea; Rhabditida; Strongylidae. The record is from the annotation of a GenBank genome assembly.